Molecule: messenger RNA, 1842 nt
Organism: Nycticebus coucang (slow loris)
Lineage: Eukaryota; Metazoa; Chordata; Mammalia; Primates; Lorisidae
Gene: PRDX3
Product: peroxiredoxin 3
Exons: 7
Coding region: 67-831 (254 amino acids)
Biological process (GO): cell redox homeostasis; cellular response to stress; hydrogen peroxide catabolic process
Cellular component (GO): cytosol; mitochondrion
Molecular function (GO): thioredoxin peroxidase activity
Source: RefSeq, a predicted model, not a curated record
UCCCCUCCCUGUAGGCCCCGCCUGCCUGCGUCUCCGACCUCCUGGUGACUCCCGCGCACGCUGAAGAUGGCGGCAGCUGUGGGCAGGUUGCUCCGGGGCUCGGUUGCUCGACAUGUGAAUGCCAUCCCUUGGAGCAUUUCUGCUCCUACAGCCCUUAGGCCUGCCACUUGUGGAAGAACGCAUUUGACAAACAUAUUGUGGUCUGGUUCUAGUCCAGCCUUUAGCACCAGUUCCUCAUACCACGCACCUGCUGUCACCCAGCAUGCACCCUAUUUUAAGGGUACAGCCGUUGUCAAUGGGGAGUUCAAAGACCUAAGCCUUGAUGACUUCAAGGGAAAAUAUUUGGUGCUUUUCUUCUAUCCUUUGGAUUUCACCUUUGUGUGUCCUACAGAAAUUGUUGCUUUCAGCGACAAAGCCAAUGAAUUUCAUGAUGUAAACUGUGAAGUUGUUGGAGUGUCAGUGGAUUCCCACUUUACGCAUCUUGCCUGGAUAAAUACACCAAGGAAGAAUGGUGGUUUGGGCCACAUGAACAUCGCACUCCUGUCAGAUUUAACUAAACAAAUUUCCCGGGACUACGGUGUGCUGUUAGAAGGUCCUGGUCUUGCACUAAGAGGUCUCUUCAUAAUUGAUCCCAAUGGAGUCAUCAAGCAUUUGAGUGUCAAUGAUCUCCCAGUGGGCCGAAGUGUGGAAGAGACUCUCCGUUUGGUGAAGGCGUUUCAGUUUGUAGAAGCCCAUGGCGAAGUCUGCCCAGCAAACUGGACACCGGAUUCUCCUACAAUCAAGCCAAAUCCGACUGCUUCCAAAGAGUACUUUGAGAAGGUAAAUCAGUAGAUCACCCCAUGUGUACCUUCUCAUGCAAGAGUAGAAGCACAGUUGGAACCUGCUUUUAGCAUUUCAGAGAUGAACCAAUUAUGCUUGUAUUCAUAAAUAUUUCCCUAACUAUUUUGUUUUUGUAAUGCUGGCUAAAGCUUUUAAAAUGUGGUUAGUUGCUAAUAUGAAGAGUUCUUUAUUGGUAGCAUCUUGAUGGCUAACUAGGUAGUUUCUACAGAAUGUUUAGUUGAGAUCUUGUCUUUAAAGGAUAAAGGAAAUGCUCUUUUUUCUUAGCCUUACUUAAACCUUUGUCUUCACCAAAGUAGUACAACAAGCUUUGCAAGCUUCUGAUCAAGGGUCCUGAAAUUUUCUCUUUGAAUUUCUUUGUAUUACAUGGAAUCAUCUUUUAAGGUAAUGAAAGUCACAGUUUAGGGCGGUGCCUGUGGCUCAGUCGGUAAGACGCCAGCCCCAUAUACCGAGGGUGGCGGGUUCAAACCCAGUCUCGGCUGAACUGCAACCAAAAAAUAGCUGGGUGUUGUGGCGGGCGCCUGUAGUCCCAGCUACUCGGGAGGCCGAGGCAAGAGAAUCGCUUAAGCCCAGGAGUUGGAGGUUGCUGUGAGCUGUGUGAUGCCACGGCACUCUACCGAGGGCCAUAAAGUGAGACUCUGUCUCUACAAAAAAAAAAAAGUCACAGUUUAAGUCAUUCACAUCAACAGUCUAAUUUAACUCUCGCAAUGAUGUAUGUGUGAUUGAAACAAAUGUGAAUCAUGUUAUUAAAAAACCACAGCAACAAAGUGACUUAACUGAUCAUGUGGGAUCCUCAUCCCUGAGAUUAAUAGUUCACAUAGUCAUUUUACUGAUUUUAUUCAUUAACUAACUUAGUGUCUACCUAUGUUUCUAAGUAUUGAUUAGGUGUGAUAUAAAGGUAUUUAUUGAAUCCAGAGAUUGCAUUUUGAAAUUAUUAUAAUUCUUUUCUUUCUUGAAAUGUUCAUUGUAAAAUAUAUAAUAAAAACAAUUUGCAUUUCAACACUA